CUUCUCCUUCCCCUCUCUCUCUCUCUUCUUUCUCUCUCAUCACAUAUACACACACCUAUAUAUAUAUAUAUAUACACCACAUAAAUGAUCACAAAAUUCAUCAACAAACUAAAGAUCCAUACAUACACACAACUUUACAUCCUCCCCUCAAUUUAUUGACUCUUCUCAUCUCAAAAAAAAAAAAAAAAAAAAAAAAAAAAAAUUUCUCCAGUUAAUUAAUUUACAGAAGAAAUUACAGUAAACCGCCGCCAUGGAAAUGAUCGAAAGCAGCUUAGAAAUCAGUACGUUGAUGAAGAUCGCGCUCUUCAUCCUCGUACAAGGACUGGUUUAUCUGAUCCUCUCACAAUCGUCAAACGUUUUCUCCAAGACUCAGAGAUCCCACAGCUUCAAGACCGCCCGUACUCUCAGCAUCCGCCGCUGGGCCGCCGCUCUCUCUGAUAUUCCGGCCGGCGGCGAGUCCUCUCCCUCUCCCAGGGGCUUCCUCCGCUCCUUCAGCAGGAGAGAUUAGGGUUCAUGUAUCGGCUAUCGCCGCCGCCGCGAUCAUUUAUUAUUCGUCGUGAUUUUUUAGGUUUUCUCUGGCUUUUGAUUUUUUUUUUUUUUCUGUAUUUAAAAAUAAAUAAAUUAUAUGUGGCAGUUGCUUGCAUGAUGUAUAAUUUCAUAAAUUAUUCUUUUAUUCUUUGUAUUUGGUUUAUUAUAAAUAAGUGGACCUUUUUAAUUUA
This is a messenger RNA of Erythranthe guttata (spotted monkey flower), 719 nucleotides long. RefSeq lists its product as uncharacterized. NCBI's taxonomy places the organism in Eukaryota, Viridiplantae, Streptophyta, Magnoliopsida, Lamiales, Phrymaceae. The record is from RefSeq and is a predicted model, not a curated record.